Messenger RNA from Rotaria sp. Silwood2, 696 nucleotides. Lineage: Eukaryota; Metazoa; Rotifera; Eurotatoria; Philodinida; Philodinidae. The record is from the annotation of a GenBank genome assembly.
GCUGGUGUAUCAGGUGGUGGCAAAGAUACUUGUCAAGGUGAUUCAGGUGGUCGAUUGAUGAUGUUUAGCUCAAGCAAUCAAUGGAUAUUGGUCGGUGUGACAAGUAGUGGUAUUGGAUGUGCAGAGGCUAAAUAUUCGGGAAUGUAUACUCGAGUAGCUGCUUAUGAAAAUUGGAUAAACUCGAAUACAAAUGAUUCUAUUUCAAGCUUAACUUCAUUGAUCUCUACUACUCUUUCGGCCUCUAUCACUUCAUUAGGCUCUACUACUUCGUUGCCCUUUACUAUUUCGUCCAGCUCUAGUCGCAUGAGAGUUUCAACGACGUCAUUUUCUACAGUUCACUCACAUACGAGCACAUCUGAAACAUCGAGUUUUUUUGUUUUUAUUUUUGUAUUAAUCACUUUACUCUUUGUGUCUUUCUAUUGAACAAAAAUAUGGAACUUUCUGUAAUACAUCUCAUUCUUUUCUCAUUUUAAUUAAAGCUACUUGAAUUUGAAGAUUAUUCGAAACUUUAUUUAAGUCGGCUGACUGCACGUAGUGCAGUUUGCCGACUUAUUACUUUUCACUAGCUUAGUUGCCAUGGCAAAUUCUUCUUCUUCUUCUUCUUCAUCCGCUCGACGCAUGAGUCAUGAUUCGAGUCAGCCACUCGUUCUCAGUACCUAAACAUCAUUUUUAGUCGAAAAAAAGCUUGGCAAAAUC